AUGAGAUACGUUCUUUUCUCGCUGAGCGCAUUCGUGCUCUACGCUAUCUUCUACUUCUCCUAUAUCAAUGGCCUCGACGAGUUGGGUCGCAAUGCCGUGGAAUCCGGAAAGCUUCCUGGUGUAGAUGCGCUCUUACGCUCGGUCUAUACCGGUGUGGAACCCGUUGAUCGGAUUCUGACUCUUUUGACGACCUUUUUCUAUCCAUCGCUCGAUGGCCAAAGUCCUAGUCUUUUGCUUCACAGCAUUGGGUUCUCGGGCACCUUUGGAGCUGCCUGGACCCUGGUUGUCUUGGAGUCAUGGCGUAAGGGUAACGCGGGGACAAUUGCUGCUUAUCCCGCUAUCUUCGGUCUCACAGCUCAACUGAUGACCUUCGCCUUCGCGACUCCCUUGAUUUGCGGUCUACAACUAGGUUGCUCAGUGACUGCGCGUCGCCCUAAUGCUGAUAACAUUCGCGUGCCCCGCGUUGUUCUAGCAGUACUACCGCUCGUCUUCAUAAUUGGAUAUAUGGUGCCAACUCAAGCGAUGGUACUGCCCGCUCCAUCCCUGAUCUCUUUCGACAUGAAGCAAAUCGCGAUCGCAAUCUGGCAGCCCUGGCCUGCCUAUGUGUCCAUUCUGACAACGGUGGCCUACUACGUUCUGUCACCCUUGUUCCCAAACAACCACCGGGCGUCCAUGUCUGGCUUGCGCUGGGUAUACGCAUCUGCAUUCGCAAAUGCGACGCUUACCCACCUUGUCUCGUGGAUUGUCUCCCUCGCCUCGGUUGCCGUUCCCAGCCUGUUCAAUGAGCGAUACCUCAGUGAUCUUCAUCCAUCUAAAGUUUUUUCCAUCCCUCUUCCUUGGUCGGGAGUGAAGGUCGAGACGGUGGCUGAGGGCGUGCACUACUUUUUGCGAUGGGACUACCUGAUUGGUUCUGCGGGUGUCUUGCUUUGGGCCUUGACUUUGUACAGCGUUGCCCACAAGCAGAUUCUUAGCACUGUUUCUUGGCCAGGCCUGCUGGUCAAGGUUGGUCUGCUGACUGUUCUGACAGGUCCAACCGGUGCUGCCGUGGAGUUGAUGUGGGAGCGUGACGAGUUGGUAUUCAAGGAGACUGGCGGUGCUCGGCAAAAGGCUAUCAAAGACAAGAAAUCCCUUUGA
Molecule: messenger RNA, 1134 nt
Organism: Penicillium cataractarum
Lineage: Eukaryota; Fungi; Ascomycota; Eurotiomycetes; Eurotiales; Aspergillaceae
Exons: 2
Coding region: 1-1134 (377 amino acids)
Source: RefSeq, a predicted model, not a curated record